CAUCCAAGCGUCCCAACUCUCGGUGGUUACGAGUAUCGUAUCKUACUGUAUUUUCUGUUUUUUCCUUCGAACGAAGAUUCUUCCCAAAAAUGAAUCAUCAUCAUCAUCAUCAUCACCACCACCACCACCAUCGUCACAACCGCCGCCUCAAAGAAUCCUUCGCCGUCUUUCGCCCUUCCAUCCAAAAUGAAYGAACACGCAAUUCGUUCACACCAUAUCGAAUCGGAACCCGAUUGACUGCAACGGAAAGGAUGCACGGGAGGAURUCGGUGUCUGGUUGCAGCCUCCGCCGCAACUGCUGCUGCAAACCCAAGCGCAAACCCAAACGCAAAGCGGGCUUGGUUCGGUUUCGGCUUCCGCUUCGUUCGCCGCACCUCGCUGCGAUGGUGGUGGCUGCCUGUGUUUUCGGCCUCCUGUUGGCAACCCGGGCGGUGUGCUGGUCUCCUCGUCCGGCCCUCGUUUCGGGCCAUCGGGGCCGCACCCGCUCAASCGUCGACCCUGCCCGWRGGGGCAAGACGGACCCUUGGCCGCUCGCGGCAGCAGGCGCAGCGAGAAMRAGAACMASRASMACGAGAACGAGAGCCACGAGGCUCUACGGGGUGCUGUCGAGAUCGGCCAUACUCCGGCACAGCAAGCAACGCGGCAGCGGAAACCAGGCCCGUGCUCCGGCGAAACAAACCAGACCACGGGGGAAAACAGCCACACCCACAGCCACAGCCACAACCACGGCCAAAGCAAAAAUCACCAGAAACUUUCUCCUCGACGCCACAGAGGAAGCGCUCUUUCGCCAGCAACGGGCGAUGGACUCUCUGGAAUCCGAGCGGGCAAAGCUSGUUGGGAGCUCGGACGGAAGCCGACCAGCGGAAGGAAAGACCCCCGGCGUCGAUGCCAGGCAAUCGGAGCUCUUUCGCCAGAAGGAAGACCUGGAAACCCUCCGGACCGAGCUGCAACGGCUUCCGGCCAAAGCCUCCCCCGAGACCGCGGAACAACUGGCCGCGAUCGAAUCGAGGUUUCGGAACAUCGUCUCGCCGCCGCGGAGGGGCCACCGCACAACCACAACAAACACAACAACAACAACAACAACAACAACGACAUCCAAACCAAAGCCUUCCGCCUGCCCGAUCCUGGACCGCCCGAGGGACACCUGGAAGAUCCAAACCUCGGCCUCCGCAAGGGCGUCCAGGCAGUUUGGCCGGCCCCGGGGAUUCUCGGGCCUCGUCUGCUACUCGCCCCUGGGCGUUCCGAUCCUGGUCUCCGACCGGUCUUUUUCGGCCGACGGAGACGCCUUCCUCCGGAGGAUCGCCCAGGGGGCCGACCUCUGGUUCCAGGUCGAGGACUACGACGGAUCCCUCGUCCUGCUGAGGACCUCCCUGGUAAGGGGGGCCAAGAACUCCGGGAAGUGCCUCCAGGCGGCGGCGGACCUGGCCGCGGCCCACAGUGUCUGGGGGAGGAAGGGGGGGUCGUCGGGGUUUCCGGUCCCCGACACGGUGCCGGUCGUGUACACCGAUUCGAGGCACGUCGCUAAGCGGGGGAGCAAGGCCGGGAGGAUGAGGAAGAGAAAGAGCUUCGGGCGGUUGAUGGGCCGGCCGUCGGAGGCCKUGGAGGACGGUGAUUGGGGAAUGCAGAGRAGCCAAUAACAAGCAGGCGGCUCGUUCGGUAAAGGACCGAUUGGUUUCCGGACAUUCCUCGGUUCGGACCUGCGAGGCGUGGCAUUGUCUGCGUUGGCUAUUGACACAGCAACGUGUAUUUCACACAAAACAAGCUUUCACUAGCAUUUAUAUAUAUAUGU
Messenger RNA from Pseudo-nitzschia multistriata, 1789 nucleotides. The record is from the annotation of a GenBank genome assembly. Lineage: Eukaryota; Bacillariophyta; Bacillariophyceae; Bacillariales; Bacillariaceae.